Molecule: messenger RNA, 1201 nt
Organism: Camellia sinensis
Lineage: Eukaryota; Viridiplantae; Streptophyta; Magnoliopsida; Ericales; Theaceae
Product: tropinone reductase homolog At5g06060
Molecular function (GO): oxidoreductase activity
Source: RefSeq, a predicted model, not a curated record
CAAGGCACAGAGAGAGAUAGAGUGAGAGAGAGAGAAAGUCAAAAUGGCGAAGAAGGUGGACAGCAGUGAGAGAGGUUUGAGAUGGUCUCUCGCCGGAAUGACCGCUCUCGUCACCGGCGGCACUCGCGGCAUCGGGCACGAUGUUGUGGAGGAACUAGCCGAUAAAGGGGCGAUCGUGCACACCUGUUCUCGCAACGAAUCCGAGCUCAGUCGUUGCUUGCAGGAAUGGUCCGCCAAGGGUUUCACGGUCACCGGUUCGGUCUGCGAUGUAUCGUCUCGGCCUCAAAGAGAGAAGAUGUUGGAUGAAGUCUCUUCUCUCUUCAAUGGCAAGCUCAAUAUCCUUAUAAACAAUGUUGGCACAACCCUCUGGAAGCCUACUAUGGAGUAUAGUGCUGAAGAAUACUCAAUGCUCAUGGCUACCAAUCUUGAGUCCGCUUUCCAUCUCUGCCAACUUGCAUAUCCUCUUCUAAAAGCUUCUGGAGUUGGAAGCAUUGUGUUUAUUUCCUCUGUUGCUGGUUUGGUGCACACCGGUUCUGGAUCCGUUUAUGGAGCUAGCAAAGGUGCAAUGAAUCAACUUACAAAAAAUUUGGCUUGUGAGUGGGCAAAAGAUAACAUCCGAAGUAAUUGUGUUACACCCUUUUGUAUCAGAACCCCACUCUUACAACAUUUGAUGGACAAGCAAGAGUUCCUGGAUAAGGUAAGAUCUAGAACUCCUCUUGGGCGCCCUGGAGAGCCAAAUGAAAUAUCAUCCUUGGUGGCAUUCCUUUGUAUGCCUACUUCAUCUUACAUCACUGGUCAGAUUAUUUCUGUUGACGGAGGAAUGACUGUGUAUGGUUUCUCACCUAAUUAGGGGAGAGAAAGAAAAGCCACAAAUCUGGCAUUGUUUGUUUGUUAGUCUGUGUUGGAAAAUUUUAUGUAUUUGGACUUGCAUUGUUGUGCUUUUUUUUUAUUUGCGAAUAAUGGGUAGAAUAUCUGGUGUACCAUUGACAUAUGAUUGACCUGAAUCUAAGGAAUUUGAUCAGUAUUGGUUCUUGGGUUAUGGUACACCUUAGUUAUGUGGACCAUAGUAUCUACUAGUAUUUUGAAAGCUUUCCAAGCGUGUGGUGAGUUUGUUUUGCUGCGGCAGGUAUGCCUAACCCCCGUUGUUGUUGUAUGGUUUAUCAGUCUGCUCAAUGGAUUUUCACUUGACCCCCCAAAAAAA